Molecule: messenger RNA, 2126 nt
Organism: Epinephelus lanceolatus (giant grouper)
Lineage: Eukaryota; Metazoa; Chordata; Actinopteri; Perciformes; Serranidae
Source: RefSeq, a predicted model, not a curated record
AUGCAAUGGCGUCCUCCGUCCACUGGAGGGCGCUGCGCUUCACUGGCCUGUGUUGUUUCAGCUGCUGCUUGUACACAAGAAGUAGAUGGAUCAUGUUGUGGUCUGCCCGACCAAGCGGUGGGAGAGCUCUGGAGAAACGUUCAGGACAAUUGCUGCUUACGGUCACUCUACAUUGAUUUUAAGAAGGAUUUGGGCUGGAGGUGGAUCCACGAGCCAAAGGGCUAUGAGGCCAACUUCUGUGCCGGGGCCUGUCCGUAUCUGUGGAGUGCCGACACCCAGCAUUCCAAGGUGUUAGGCCUGUAUAACACCAUCAACCCUGAAGCAUCAGCCUCACCCUGUUGCGUUUCCCAGGACUUGGAGCCCCUCACCAUCCUCUACUACAUUGGGAAGACCCCAAAAAUAGAGCAGCUCUCCAACAUGAAGGUUAAGUCCUGCAAGUGCAGCUAGAAGCCCUUACAAACCACCUCUCUCUCUCUCUCCCUGUCUCUCUCUCUCUCUCUCUCUCUCUCUAUCUCUCUCUCUCUCUCUCUCCUUCCUUCAGACAAACACACAUACGUAUCCACACAUACAGUGGAUUUGGACAAACAUGAAGUCAAACCGCAACUGUACUUUCUCUUCGAUGCACCAUUAUAUUCACAGCAGUCAGGAGUGGAGUGCUGGAGAAACGAGUUACAGACCAAUUCAGUGCUAGUUCAGUGCAUACUCAAUAUACAGGAGCAGUGCUGUCAUGACACCAAAAACAUGUCUUUGAUACCAAUGCUGAGUACCAGCAAUAUGGUGAUACAUACUUUUCAUGAGGCUUAGGGGCCGUACACGUGCCACAUCUUUAACCGCCUGGAAAAUGUGAGGUUGGGUCCUCGGUGUUACUCUUGUGCCUAUUCUGGCACACUGUCACGAGUGUGGAGGCAGGUUGCUAAACAAACAUUACAAGUAUCGUAUCAUAGCCUACUUAGCUAAAAUUCUGAGUGAGGAGCUGAUGUCCUUUCAGGCGCUGUUUAUUAAGUGUGUUGGCCUAAAAUAUUGUCCAUAGGUAGCCCUGCACUAAAUUGGUCAACUUCUCAAUAUGUACCACAGACCGAUCUUUGCGGAAGAAGGGAAAGAUGCAUGUCACGACACCGUUGCUGUGACGUUUGAAUGCAUCCACUGUGUGUCUACAUCAAAAACAAUGGAUCAGAGGGCACAAAAAAAUGCAGCAUACAUAGGCCCCCUAAAGAGUCUUCAGUCUGUUGUAGGGUUGUCCCAUAUAUCAUUGUUUAGGUACCAGAACUUAGGUAGUAAUUGAGAGCAAAGCUUUGGCCAGCCGUGGGGGCUGGGGUGCAUAUUAUUAUCACAAGUGCUCAUAAUAUUAGGUUCAGAAUCGGAGACAACCCCUGAAAAGCGGCAUGAAACAGAAGCACAAACACAGCAACAAAUUUCAGAUUUAGAACUUUAGGCAUGUGAUACUAAUAGUUAGCCCUGUCACUGUGUGUGUGUGCGAGUGGACUUGCUGUUAGGAGAAGUUUGCCUUCAGGACUUUCUGUCAGAAAGGGAUUUCCUCGUUAAGGUUAGGAAAUAGUAGCCUAGGUUAAAAUGAAUACAACUUUGGAACCCAUUGUCCUCCAGUCUGAAGAUGAAAAGCCUCUUGGGGCAAGGGCCUAUAUUUUGGGAUGAUCUGGUGUAGCUAGUAGAUAUCUGAGAUAUCAUUUUGUCUAAUCCUUAUAAACAGAUAUCUGCAAAUGAAUGCAAUAAAUUAAAAACAAAAAAGCUAAUAUAGAGCUAACUCACCAUCAGACGAUAGCUUAUUGGUUCUGAGACUGCAUUUUGGCCAAUGUGUUCCACCUCUCCAUUGGUCUGUUCACCUGUAGUUCAAACAUGAUCGGCCAAUACUGCUUGGAUUACAGACAGAAACAUCAAAAACUGUGAUGCAAGAAUCUUUUCCUGUUGUCUACAGAUCCUGCAUACAUCUGCAGAUACUGUUUGUAGUUAUUAAAAUGAAUAAAGCCCUAAUGGCAAAUUUCUCCUGUAUGCAGCGGACUCUCACGAUAAACGAAGAGAGAGCGGAGCAAUUAGUUGCUGAGUGACUCAAGAUGCUACAAUAACAAUUUUUUUUUUUUUUACAUAUUUUAGAUAAUUAAAAAAAAAGGAAU